Rosa chinensis is the source of this 846-nucleotide messenger RNA. RefSeq names its product protein Ycf2-like. Lineage: Eukaryota; Viridiplantae; Streptophyta; Magnoliopsida; Rosales; Rosaceae. The transcript has a single exon. The record is from RefSeq and is a predicted model, not a curated record. Bases 1 to 846 code for a protein of 281 amino acids.
AUGUAUUUUAUCAUCAACUUGAUGAAUUUUGAGAAUGAUUCUGAUCUAGUUCAUGGCCUAUUAGAAGUAGAAGUAGAAGGCUCUCUGGUGGGAUCCUCCAAGACAGAAAAAGAUUGUAGUAAGUUUGAUAAUGAUCGAGUGACAUUGCUUCUUCGGCCCGAACCAAGGAAUCCCUUAGAUAUGAUGCAAAAUGGAUCUUGUUCUACCAUUGAUAAGAGAUUUUUCUCUGAACAAUACGAAUCGGAGUUUGAAGAAGGGGAAGGAGAAGGAGUCCUCGACCUACAACGGAUAGAGGAGGAUUUAUUCAAUCACAUAGUUUGGGCUCCUAGAAUAUGGCGCCCUUGGGGCUUUCUAUUUGAUUGUAUCGAAAGGCCCAAUGAAAUGGGAUUUCCCUAUUGGGUCAGGUCAUUUCAGGGUAAGCGGAUCAUUUAUGAUGAAAAGGAUGGGCUUCAAGAGAAUGAUUCGGAGUUCUUGCAGAGUCAGUACCAGACACGAGAUAGAUCUUCCAAAGAACAAGGCUUCUUUCGAAUAAGCCAAUUAGUUUGGGAUCUUGCGGAUCCAUUCUUUUUUCUAUUCAAAGAUCCGCCUUUUAUCUCUGUGUUUUCACAUCGAGAAUUCUUUGCAGAUGAAGAGAUGCCAAAGAGGCUUCUUACUUUCCAAACAGAUCUUCCUACAACUCUAUAUAAACGCUGGUUUAUCAAGAAUACACAAGAAAGGCACUUCGAAUUGUUGAUUCAUCGCCAGAGAUGGCUUAGAACCAACAGUUCAUUAUCUAAUGGAUUUUUCUGUUCUAAUACUCCAUCCGAGAGUUAUAAGUAUUUAUCAAAGCUGUUCCUAUCUAACUAA